AUGGUGGAUGGUUCGUCAUCGAUCUUAAAUGCUGCGCAUGAUCCGGCAUCUUCCUAUUUCAUCUCACCUUCAGAGAAUCCUGGGAAUGCCUUUGUGACAUCUCUACUCAAGGGACCGAACUAUCCUGCAUGGCGAAGGGCCAUUAUGACUGCUCUUCGAGCCAAACGAAAAAUUCGGUUCGUUGAUGGGACACUUGCACGAUCUAUAGAUAGAUCGUGGGAUCAUUUUCUCUGGGAUACGUGCAAUUCAAUGGUCGAUCUUGAGGAAAGAUACUCUCAAGGUAAUGCUCCUCGUAUUCAUGAGUUAAAGACUCAAAUCUGGAGUUUCAGGCAAGGCAAUGAUAUGACUAUUGCCGCUUAUUAUGCCCAUCUUCGUGGCUUGUGGGAGAAACUUACGACUUAUUCCAAGGUGCCGACUUGUUCGUGUGGAGCCACUAGAGAGAUCCAAGUUGAGAAAGAAGAAGAGAGACUACAUCAGUUUCUUUUUGGUCUCAAAGACUCUUACGACAUGUUGCGAGAUCAGUUGCUGUUCAUGGAGCCAUUACCAACAGUUAAUAAGGCAUAUGCCUUAUUGAUUCGAGGUGAAAAGCAGAAGGAAGUCACCGCUGUUCGAACUUCUCAACCCGAAGCUGCGGCUCUCGCUGUUAAGCCCAUGACAGAAAGGGCGAAUAAAGAGAUCGGCUCCAAAGAAAGGAAUAAAAAAUAUUUUUGA
Molecule: messenger RNA, 711 nt
Organism: Elaeis guineensis (African oil palm)
Lineage: Eukaryota; Viridiplantae; Streptophyta; Magnoliopsida; Arecales; Arecaceae
Source: RefSeq, a predicted model, not a curated record